AUGUGGCGUUCGCUGCACACGGGGACAGUUGUAAAACUUGGCGUUUACGCUCGAUGCUCACGGCAGCCGUGGUACUACGGUUGGGGGUUCAAUCUCCCGCGAGGCCAGGCACUUCUGGACAAGUGGAACCAGAUCCCGGACAGCACAGACAUCCUGGUGACACACUGCCCCCCGCUGGGUUUUCUGGACUGGGUUCCAAAGAAGAUGCAGCGUGUGGGCUGCAUGGAGCUGCUCAACACCGUCCAGAGGAGAGUCCAGCCCAAACUGCACGUGUUUGGACACAUACAUGAAGGUUAUGGGAUGAUGACAGAUGGCACCACCACCUUUGUCAACGCCUCCGCCUGCACCGUUAACUUCCUGCCUAUGAACCCGCCCAUCGUGUUUGAUCUGCCCAAUCCCAGGAGCUCAUGACGCCAGGAGCCCCGCCCUCCCGACCCGCCGGCCAAUCGGGACCAAGCAGGCGUCUCCGUGUGUCAAUAAAACUGCAAGAACUGUCAAUCAAACGAGAACGUCAGAAACUCAUCUGGAUUUGAGUCAUUUCGAGUUUGUCAGAUUAAUGACGUGACUUUGUAAUAACUACAUCUGGAUUAGGCCUUAAAAACAUGAACAAAGACUUAAUUCAUAAUAAAUAAACAGUUUAAGAAUGAUUCAGUUUUAGUAACUCCUUAAUUAAAGGGUUGGGGUUUGGAUUCAGGGGAUUAAAGGCCCUGUACCUGAUUUUCACCGUGUUUUUGAGAAAAAUAUGUCCCCAGAGCAGAGUGUGCAGCUAAUUAUAAAGCAUUUUAUUAUCUGAGAAUCAGGAAGUGCUAGUUAGCAUGCUAGCUUUACCGUGAUGCCAAAACGCCGCUCUGGUGUCUGAGAGUUGUGAAAAGUACUUAUAAACUCAUCAUGGUGAGUCAUUAGGAUGUUAUGAUGCAUAUGGUCAGAGGAGUAAGGUGGAGGAGGAGUAAAGAGGAGGAGGAAGGAGGAGGAGGAGUAAAGAAGAGGAGGAGUAAAGAGGAGGAGGAAGGAGGAGGAGGAGUAAAGAAGAGGAGGAGUAAAGAUGAGGAGGAAGGAGGAGUAAGGAGGAGGAGGAAUAACUUUGGACCAAACUGUUUAAAAUUAAAUAGUUCUGUUUUUAAUGUUUUAAGACAGAAAAAAUCAGGUACAGUGACUUUAAUGAACUAGUUUCUUUAAUGAAACACCUAAACCUGAAUCGUUCUUAUAUUUUAUAAACUUUGUCCAUUUGGACGUGUUCAUGUUUCUUUAGCCGUGACUUUAGUGUCUUCGUUCAGCUGUUCAUCCUUCAGCCAAUCAGGAGGCAGUGUGUAAAUAAAUUAGUUUCUUUUUUUAAAAACAAAAAUAAGAACCAGCUUUGUGCUCUUCACUGCACCGACAAUCUGCAAACACACGGCGAAACAAUCAGACGUUUAGCAGGAAC
Molecule: messenger RNA, 1420 nt
Organism: Periophthalmus magnuspinnatus
Lineage: Eukaryota; Metazoa; Chordata; Actinopteri; Gobiiformes; Gobiidae
Product: metallophosphoesterase domain-containing protein 1-like
Exons: 4
Coding region: 1-411 (136 amino acids)
Source: RefSeq, a predicted model, not a curated record